Messenger RNA from Syngnathoides biaculeatus (alligator pipefish), 2876 nucleotides. RefSeq names its product minichromosome maintenance complex component 2 (gene mcm2). The transcript has 20 exons. Gene Ontology annotation, biological process: DNA replication; double-strand break repair via break-induced replication; mitotic DNA replication initiation. Gene Ontology annotation, cellular component: MCM complex; nucleus. Gene Ontology annotation, molecular function: ATP binding; single-stranded DNA helicase activity; 3'-5' DNA helicase activity. The record is from RefSeq and is a predicted model, not a curated record. Bases 125 to 2797 code for a protein of 890 amino acids. Lineage: Eukaryota; Metazoa; Chordata; Actinopteri; Syngnathiformes; Syngnathidae.
AGACCUCCAAGGUCACGCAAAUUUGAAUAUUGAUGAGAUUUCGCGGGCUUUCUGCACCGCGUGACUCGGUUUGGCGGGAAAGCCGGCAGACGUUUUUUGAGGCUCGACAGGAAAGCAACAGAAAAUGGCGGAUUCUUCAGAGUCGCAGCACGUGGCCACCAGCCCCGAUCCGGUCUCCAGGAGGGGGGACCUGACCUCCAGCCCCGGCAGAGACCUGCCCCCUUUCGAGGACGAGUCCGAGGGCCUGCUGGGCGACGCGACGCUGGCCGCCGAGGAGGAGGAAGACGGGGACGGCGAGGAGCUGAUCGGGGACGGCAUGGAGCGGGACUACCGGGCCAUCCCGGCGCUGGACCGCUACGAGGCCGAGGGUCUGGACCUGGACGAGGAAGACCUGCACGAGCUGUCCCCGGGGGCGCGGGCGGCCGCCGAGGAGGCCAUGAGGCGGCGGGACCGGGAGCAGCGCCUCAGCGGCCGCCUCCGGAGGGGGCUGCUGUACGAUAGCGAAGACGAGGACGACGAGCGUCCGGCGGCGCGGCGGAGGCGCCUGGCCGAGCGCGCCGCGGAGGGCGCGGCGGACGGCGACGACGAAGAGAUGAUCGAGAGCAUCGAGAACCUGGAGGACAUGAAGGGUCACACGGUGAGGGAGUGGGUGUCCAUGGCCGCCCCCCAUCUCGAGAUCUACAACCGCUUCAAGAACUUCUUGCGCACGCACGUGGACGACAGCGGACGCAACGUCUUCAAGGACAAGAUCAGCGACAUGUGCAAAGAGAACAAGGAAAGUUUGGUGGUGAACUACGAGCACCUGGCAGCCCGGGAGCACGUGCUGGCGUACUUCCUGCCCGAAGCCCCCAUGGAAAUGUUGAAGGUGUUCGACGAGGCGGCCAAGGAGGUGGUGCUGGCCAUGUACCCCAAAUACGACCGCAUCGCCCACCAGAUCCACGUGCGCAUCUGCAACCUGCCGUUGGUGGAGGAGAUUCGCUCACUCAGGCAGCUCCAUCUGAACCAGCUGAUCCGGACCAGCGGCGUGGUGAGCAGCUGCACCGGCGUGCUGCCGCAGCUGGCCGUGGUCAAGUACAACUGCAACAAGUGCAACUUUGUACUAGGGCCCUUUUUCCAGUCCCAGAACCAGGAAGUGAAGCCGGGAUCGUGUCCCGAGUGCCAGUCCCAGGGACCGUUUGAGAUCAACAUGGAGGAGACCGUGUACCAGAACUACCAGAGGAUCACCAUCCAGGAAAGUCCCGGCAAGGUGGCCGCCGGACGUCUGCCGCGCUCCAAAGACGCCAUCCUGCUGGCGGACCUGGUGGACAACUGCAAGCCGGGAGACGAGAUCGAGCUGACGGGCAUCUACCACAACAACUACGACGGCUCGCUGAACGUGGCCAACGGCUUUCCGGUGUUCGCCACCGUCAUCCUGGCCAACCACAUCGCUCGGCGAGACGAAGGCGUGGCCGCGGCCGAGCUGACGGACGAAGACGUCAAGGCCGUCGUGGCGCUGUCCAAGGACGAAUGCGUCGGCGAACGCAUCUUCGCCAGCAUGGCGCCGUCCAUCUACGGCCACGAGGACAUCAAACGGGCGCUGGCCCUGGCGCUGUUCGGAGGAGAGCCCAAGAAUCCGGGAGGGAAACACAAAGUGCGAGGAGACAUCAACGUGCUUCUGUGCGGGGACCCCGGCACGGCCAAGUCGCAGUUCCUCAAGUACGUGGAGAAGGCGGCGAGCAGGGCCGUGUUCACCACGGGGCAGGGGGCGUCGGCGGUGGGCUUGACGGCGUACGUGCAGAGGCACCCCGUCAGCCGGGAGUGGACCCUGGAGGCCGGCGCGCUGGUGCUGGCCGACCGAGGCGUCUGCCUCAUCGACGAGUUCGACAAGAUGAACGACGCGGACCGCACCAGCAUCCACGAGGCCAUGGAGCAGCAGAGCAUCUCCAUCUCCAAAGCGGGCAUCGUCACCUCGCUGCAGGCCAGGUGCACCGUCGUCGCCGCCGCCAACCCCAUCGGCGGCAGGUACGACCCCUCGCUGACCUUUGCCGAGAACGUGGACCUGACCGAGCCCAUCGUGUCGCGUUUUGAUGUCUUGUGCGUCGUCAGGGACACUGUGGACCCUGUGCAGGACGAGAUGUUGGCCCGCUUCGUGGUGGGCUCUCACGUCAAGCAUCACCCCGGCAACAAGGAAGGGGGCGUGGCCUCGGAGGAGGAUCUCCCUCCCAACUGGUCCGCCGCGGCCCCCGUCCCCCAGGACCUCCUGAAGAAGUACAUCAUCUACGCCAAGGACAAGGUUCACCCCAAACUCAACCGGAUGGACCAGGACAAGGUGGCGCGCAUCUACAGCGACCUCAGGAAAGAGUCGGUGGCGACGGGCAGCAUCCCCAUCACGGUGCGCCACAUCGAGUCCAUGAUCCGCAUGGCGGAGGCCCACGCCAAGAUGCACCUGCGCGACUACGUGACGGAGGACGACGUCAACAUGGCCGUCCGCAUCAUGCUGGAGAGCUUCAUCGACACGCAGAAGUUCAGCGUCAUGAGGAGCAUGCGCAAGACGUUCUCCCGCUACCUGGCGUUCCGCAAGGACAACGACGAGCUGUUGCUGUUCAUCCUCAAGCAGCUGGUGGCCGAGCAGCUUUCCUACCAGAGGAACCGAUUCGGCGCGCACCACGACGCCGUGGAGAUCCCCGAGAAGGAGCUGCACGACAAGGCUCGCCAGAUCAACGUCCACAACUUGGCGUCUUUCUACGACGGCGAGCUUUUCCGCGCCAACAGGUUCGCCCACGACGCCAAGAAGAAAGUCAUCGUGCAGCAGUUGUGAAGAAAUCGUUUCCUGUAAAUAGAUGCAUACAUGUUGCUCCCUUCGCCUUGUUCUUCAUUAAACUUGUUUAUCAUCGGGA